Messenger RNA from Entrophospora sp. SA101, 2100 nucleotides. Lineage: Eukaryota; Fungi; Glomeromycota; Glomeromycetes; Entrophosporales; Entrophosporaceae. The record is from the annotation of a GenBank genome assembly.
AUGGAUUAUAAUAAUAAUCCAAAAUCUCAAGACUCGCUUGCAACACCAUCAUCACCAACAGAAACUUCUCUAUCACCCACCAACAAUAAUAAUGAUAGUAGUAGUAGUAGUGAUAACGCCCUUAAAGCGGCAACAUUAUUUCCACUUGCUAUUAUAGCGAUAUCUAUAGUAUUUAUUACUUUAGUAAUUAUCAUAAUACAUAUAAUAUUGUCUUAUAGAAAUAAUAAAAGAAAAAAAUCAAAUGAGAAUAAUACUAGGGAGACUAAUCAUAUAAAUAUUGUUCGUGAACCAACAAUGAAUCAAAAUAAUGAUGAUAUUCAAGUUAUAACAGAUUAUCAAGGAAACAGUGUUUAUGACAUUGUUGCAAAUUAUGGUAAUUAUAGUGAUAAUGGUAGUAGUAGUAGUGGUAGCGAACAACCGUUGACGAAUAAUAAUGACCAAACGAGAAAUGUUGUCAAUCAGCAAUAUGAUGAAAAUAAUUAUCAGACAGCAAAUGUGAAUUAUCAGAUGAGAAAUUACAACGAGAACCAAAUUGUAAAUUAUCAGCCAACCAGUGAUGUUAUUGGUCAACCUUCAAAAUAUCAUCGUAAAAUUGAUAAUAAUAGCGUUGGAAAUAAUGCCUUGAAAAAACCAACUGGUUCAACAAUAUUAUCAUGUCCACAAGGCUUUUCACAAACUCAUCAUUACUUCUCUACUACCGCACAGGUUUACAAUAAAACUGGUGAAGUAGCAAAAAGUAGUUUAUCAAAAAUUAAAGGUAUUGGAAAAUCAAUAAUAUACAAUGCAUUAGUAACAAAAGAACUUGCCAAAGAAGUUUAUAUUCGAGAAGGACUUCAACCACCUACUGGUGCACAAAUCUCUGAAACAUGGAAUAAUUUAAAAUCAACUCGACCAAAAGAUUUUACUAAUCUCAGUCCUACAGAUCUUGUUAAAGUUGGUAUAAGAACUCUGGAAGUUUUUGGAAUUUUUGCAAUUGAUAAUACACCAAACUUUUCAAUUCUUGCUUUCAAAGAUCCUUCAUUUUACCCAUAUGUUCAUUAUACUGGAAAAGGCAAACCAUAUAUUGAUUUCAAAAAUCCUGAAGCUGUAAGGCAACUAACAUAUUGUCUGUUACACAAUGACUUUAACCUUAAAUUAGACAUCCCUUUGGAUACUUUAUGUCCACCAAUACCUAACAGACUUAAUUAUAUUCAUUGGAUAGAAGACUUGAUAAGUUCAAUUGAAGCAAAAAAUGAUAUUGUAUAUGGAAUAGACAUUGGCACUGGUGCUUCUUGUAUAUAUCCAUUAUUAGGUUGUACAUUAAAUAAGAAUUGGAAAUUCAUUGCUACUGAUAUUGAUGAAAGAGCUAUAAAAUAUGCAGAAGAUAAUGUUAAAAGAAAUAAUUUACUUGAUAGAAUUACUAUUGUUCAUAAUAAAACUGAUAAUAAAAAAAUUUUAAAUUUAUUAUCUAAUGAUAAUAAUAACAUCAAGCAAUUUUUCAUUUUUUGGUAUACUUCUAUGAUUGGAAGACUUGAAACUGUUAAUAAAAUUGUACAAGAGUUAAAGAAAAAUCAAAUAGACAACUACGUUAUAACUGAAUUUUGUCAAGGUCAAACACGUAGAUGGGGAAUUGGUUGGUCGUUUGGAAGUCAUCGUCCAACUAUGGUUGCUCCACCUAAAUCAGAAUUUUGUGUAAUUCUAUCAUCAAAAUCAUCAACAACAAGUAUUAAAGAAUUUCUAAAGAAAUUGUUUGAUGAAUUGGAAAUCAAUGGACAAUGGAAUUUUAAUGAUCAUUACAAUGAUAAAUCUUAUUAUUAUAAUGGUUUAGUCUUUUCAAAUACUUGGUCACGUUCAGCUAGAAGAAGGAAAAAAUCUACAAUAAUAAAUUGUCAAAUGGAGGAGACAGAAGGAGGAGAAAUUGCUAACUCUAUUGAAAAUCAACAACAACAGGGAUUCUUGUUUAAAUAUAUUUGUAGUAUUGAGAAUUUUAAUUUGGAUAAUUCGGAUGAUGGUGAUUAUAGUAUCAAUAGUAGUGGUGGAGGUGUAAAGAUUAUGUUUUCUUGGGUUAAUGGACAAGAUAGAAAUAUUUUCGAAUCGUUUUAUAAUCAUUGUAUUUAUUGA